Papaver somniferum (opium poppy) is the source of this 762-nucleotide messenger RNA. RefSeq names its product DNA topoisomerase 3-alpha-like. Gene Ontology annotation, molecular function: DNA binding; DNA topoisomerase type I (single strand cut, ATP-independent) activity. Bases 1 to 762 code for a protein of 253 amino acids. Gene Ontology annotation, cellular component: nucleus. The record is from RefSeq and is a predicted model, not a curated record. Gene Ontology annotation, biological process: DNA topological change. Lineage: Eukaryota; Viridiplantae; Streptophyta; Magnoliopsida; Ranunculales; Papaveraceae. The transcript has 2 exons.
AUGUCUGUUUUGCGGGUGUUGAAUGUUGCAGAAAAGCCAUUAUCUGCCCUGAGAAUUUCCAGAUGUUUAUCGGAGAAUGAUUUUCAGACAUCCCGAGGAUCACCGGCAGUACAUACUUUUAAUUACGAAGAAGAAGGUUGGAGAAUGACGGUGAUUUCUUCUAAUGGUCAUCUUCAAGGGAUAAAUCUAGGUGAAGACGAAACUCGUUGGGAAGAAGAAAAGUAUAUCCUUUUAACAUUCCGAGUAACUACUUUAAAUUUUGGAAGAUGUCAAACGGAAUUAUUGGGUCAAAUAGUUAAAUUGCAUUUAGAAGGGUUAAACAAUAUGAAUCUAGAAUUCACUGAUACUUACCGCGGGAAAUCAAGCACAUUUAGCUGGAGUGGGAGUAAUGAAGAUGGUGCUAAAAUUCUUGAAUUCUAUGAGAACUCCUACGAAGAUGCAACUGCAAUUGUAUUGGAUGUUGAGGCACUCCCGGAUGUUUUUCUUCCUCCACCUCCAUUGAAUACAGUGGAGCUUCUUGUCCGGGCAUCCAAGUUCUUACAAAUGAGUUCUCAACAAACAGCAGCAGCAGCGGAAAAUCUAUACAUAGCUGGUUUGAUCUGUUAUCCUAGAACAGAAGCAGAUUGGUUUCAGAAGAUUAGUGUAGGUGAUUUGAGGGCUAUUUUGGAACACCUAGUAAACCAUCAUUUAUAUGGGGAUGACGCUCAACAACUUUUGGGAGGAAACAUGUAUCGUUUAAUUGAACAAGAUUACUGUGAAUGA